AUGCUGUCGCAGGAGGCGGAUCGGGUGAUGCGGUACCUGGCCGAGGUGGAGGAGCUCGCCGAGGAGGUGUUAACGAGCAAGCAACAGAUUGUGGACCUGGACACCAAACGGAAUCAGAACCGGGAGGCCCUGAGGGCCCUGCAGAAGGAUUUCAGCCUCUCUGAAGAUGUGAUGGUUUGCUUCGGGAACAUGUUUAUCAAGAUGCCUCACCCUCAGACGAAGGAAAUGCUUGAGAAAGACCAGGCUCAUCUGGAUGUAGAAAUAGAGAAACUCCGGAAACAACUGAAACUGAAGGUCAACCGCCUCUUUGAGGCCCAAGGCAAGCCAGAGCUGAAGGGUUUUAACUUGAACCCCCUCAACCAGGAUGAGCUUAAAGCUGUCAAAGUCAUCUUAAGAGGAUAA
Molecule: messenger RNA, 402 nt
Organism: Orycteropus afer afer
Lineage: Eukaryota; Metazoa; Chordata; Mammalia; Tubulidentata; Orycteropodidae
Gene: PDRG1
Product: p53 and DNA damage regulated 1
Exons: 5
Coding region: 1-402 (133 amino acids)
Biological process (GO): protein folding
Cellular component (GO): prefoldin complex
Source: RefSeq, a predicted model, not a curated record